Molecule: messenger RNA, 3980 nt
Organism: Pocillopora verrucosa
Lineage: Eukaryota; Metazoa; Cnidaria; Anthozoa; Scleractinia; Pocilloporidae
Product: SID1 transmembrane family member 1
Biological process (GO): RNA transport
Cellular component (GO): plasma membrane; lysosome
Molecular function (GO): RNA transmembrane transporter activity; double-stranded RNA binding
Source: RefSeq, a predicted model, not a curated record
UCAACAUGUCGGCGACCUGUACGUCAAGCUAUCCUACAAGUUUCUUGUUUGUCAAUUAGGAACGAUUCAGAAAUGGCAAUGGAACAAACCUGUUCCUUUCUUCUAUGUAUUAUCUGCAUAUCAGAGUAUUUUCUGCCUAUUUGUGGAACACUUGUGUUACAUGAGUCUUCAAAUAUUCUCGAGUAUCGCAACGCCUCCAUGGGACAUACUGUAAAUGGAGUUGUCUCCCAGCACAGGGAACAAGUCUGGCUCUACUCCUGGAUUAACAAGACUGAGCCUUAUGCAGUUCGAGUGACAGUGGAAAGUCAAUCAGCUAAUCAGGAUUAUCCGUUGCUGUUUGUUGCACGGCUGCAGAGAGGAGUGGUUUCAUGGCCAAUACCAGUUGAGGGGUUUAAUUACAAUCUUGUCAGUCGAACACUUUGCCCCUUCAGUCAUGGUAUCACACAAUUAAAUAGAUCAGAAGCAAUUUCCAUUGAUGUAUCAACAUCAUCACAGAAGCCAGUCAAUUACUCUCUCAAAGCAAUGUUUGCUGACAAAUUUCAGUUAUCGAUGAAUACACCAUUAACAGUUACAGUGGACCCUGCGCAACCUGUGUAUUUCUUAUGGAGGUAUCCAAAAGAAGUGGAUACAGUUGUUAUUAAGGCUGAAUCCAAGGAUUAUAAACUGUGUGCCAUUCUAUCAGUCCAGGGAACUACGUGUCCAGUGUAUGAUUUGGCAAGAAAUGUGGAAUUCACAGGCCACUUUCAGACUAUGACAACCAAAGCAGCAAUCACACUAGAGCAUAAUCAGACCCAGUUUUAUGUUGUACUGAUAGUCAAGUCAUCUGAUGAGGAAUGUGUCUCUGGAGAAAGGUUUGCUGAACCACGCACUGGAGAACCAGUGUCAAAAGAUCCUCAUUCUGCAGGUCCAUCGUCCCAAAGACAGAAGACUGUCACAAUAACCGUGGAGAGUACUUUGUCUGAAAAGGACUAUGUGAAGGCCAUAGUGGCUCCAGUAUUGUUCUUCGGGUCAUUCUAUAUCAUUGCCUUUUCUUUUCUUCUGUUUACCUGGUGUAGACAAAAGAGAGGAAGGAAGAGUUUCCGCUCCAUUUUGAUGCCAAAAGAGAGCAACAACAAAGAUGCUCCAAUAAGUGCACCACUAAGAACAUCCUCAUCAAGAAGAUCAAGAAGAUCAAGAGACCAUUAUGGAUCAACACCACAAGGCAUCUUUCCCAUCAAUGAACCGCUGGACACUGAUAGUCUGGAACACUCUGAAAAUGACCACUUAGUCACUGAUGGAGUGAUGGAUCCAUCAUCGAAGGAUUUUGAGAAACAUUAUGACAUGCUGCAUGACAUUGAAGUGGAGAAAGAUGUAUACCGGUUGAGGACAAGUCUUAUGCUCACUGACCUGGCUAAGAAAGAAAAGAAGUAUCUGAAGAAGAAAUACAGACACUAUCACUGGAAUCUGCUAUUGAUAGCUGUGUUUUAUGCUCUCCCUGUUGUGCAGCUUGUCAUAACAUAUCAGAAGGUUCUUAACUUUAGUGGAGAUGAAGACAUAUGCUACUACAACUUCUUUUGUGCUCAUCCCUUGGGGGUGUUGAGUGCGUUUAACAAUGUGUUCAGUAACAUUGGAUAUAUCAUGUUGGGUUUUCUCUUCCUUCUUCUUGUAUUGCGACGUGACAGGCAACACAAACUAGAUGUUGCAGAAAACAGCGAAUUGGAGAAGAAUUACGGCAUUCCUCAGCAUUACGCCAUAUUUUAUGCCAUGGGUCUUGCCUUGAUAAUGGAAGGAGUUUUAUCAGGCUGUUAUCAUGUGUGUCCUAACAAUUCUAAUUUCCAGUUUGACACGUCUUUUAUGUACAUCAUCACUUGUCUGGGUGUAGUAAAACUUUAUCAGACGCGUCAUCCAGACAUUGCCGCCAACGCGCACAUUGUUUACACAGGGUUUGCUGCUAUCAUCUUCAUCGCUAUGAUUGGAGUGGUUUAUAGUUCUUUUGCUUUCUGGACAACAUUCGCCAUUAUCCACAUCUUUGGAUGCCUGUAUCUCAGUUCACAAAUCUAUUACAUGGGAAGAGUCAAGUUUGAUGCUGGAAUGUUUGCAAGAGUGUUCGUGUUGCUGCGGUAUGAUUGCUGUUCGUGUCCGGUUUACAAGGAUCGCAUGCUUCUCUUGGUGAUUGCUAACGCAGUGAAUUGGGUCUUUGCCAUCUAUGGUGUUGUUGCUACACCUAAUGACUUUGCUACCUACCUGCUGGCUAUCUUGAUCGUCAAUGGACUUCUCUAUUUGGCAUUUUAUGUCAUAAUGAAGUUGAGAAACAAAGAAAGGCUUCUAUUGUUCCCUUCGGUUACGCUUUGUCUGACGCUUUUCUGUUGGAUAUUAGCGCUCGUUUUUUUCCUGAGUAAUCUCACGUCUUGGCAGAAAUCUCCAGCGCGGUCGAGGGAGGGUAACAAAGAGUGCGUCCUCCUGGGAUUUUACGAUGCUCAUGACGUGUGGCACUUCCUGUCCGCCUGCGCUUUAUUCCUUUCAUUUCUGGGUUUGUUGACGCUGGAUGAUGACUUGCUCGAAACGCCAAGACAUCGCAUCCCUGUAUUUUGACAAGCUAUCUGCAUCGCUGGAUGUGUUUUGGCAGUUUGAAGUUAGUUAACUGACAUAGUUAACCUAGGUAAACCCGUCAACUGAAGUUGUUAUAAAUGGGUGCCCUGGGCAACUAAAAAUUAGCAAUUAAGGAAAAAAUAACCAUAACAGAUGAACCAUCAGAAACAUGUGAAAACUCUUGAUGGAUAAAAACUAAGAAUUGUAAAUCAUUGUUUAUUAGCAGAAAGAUGACAAGGGAAUAGAAAAAUAUCAGCAGGGAGAUAUUUUAUGAUUUCAAAUCAAAUUCCCAGAGUUUAAAAUUACAUGAAGUGUUUGGUAGAUAGUAUAGAAAGAAGUAGUUGGACUCUCCUGCCGGUCGCCCAAACUCCCUUGAUUAGGAGCCUGGGAAGGAGGAAAUUACGGAGCACUUAGAGCUCUCGGGCCCAGGGCCCAGUUGUUCGAAGGCCGAUUAGCGCUAACCCAGGGUUAGAUUUUAGUCUGGGUUUCUUUAUUCCUUUACUCUAAAGCCUUUUUGGGAAAAUUUUCAAUGUCCUUUUUAAAGCAUCAAAUAGUCAUACUCUUGACAAAAAGAAUUCGACUGAAUUUUCUUUUAAAGCUUUUAGAUCUGAAAUCGGAUUUCACACUAACCCUGGGUUAUCUUAACCCAGCUUUGAACAACCCGGCCCUGAUGUCCUUUUUAGCUGCAACGCCCGCCGCUUAUGAACAUCGAGCACCGAAAAAAGAAAACUGCCAUCCACGCAAGACAAAGGAAAAGCUUUAGAUUAUAUCUUAAACAGAUUGAUUAGUAUAGUUAACCCUCGUGGCAGCAAAAAUGGCUGCGUCUGUCUGUACAACCCGAGUUUUGAACCUCCCUGGGAUAAAGCAAUUUCUUGGAAUUGUAGAUAGGUUGGGAAAAACAGGGAGAAGUUUCAGUGACUGAGUGGGAAGGGAAGCCAGUAUAAAUUUGUAUCAUCGGGAUAUUGUGACAUCGAGAGUUUGCGAAGAAAUAUUCAGUGCUCGAAAUCACACUUUUGUCGCACAUGAAGAAAUUAAAUGUGAAAUAUUUUACCUUGAGAACACAAUUGAAAAUCAGGAGGUACUAAUGAUAUUUUCAUAAAUUGAUAUUAGAUGAAAGAGGCACUGAGGCGUUUUGUGACACUUUCUUUUGAUAAAAGGAUUUCUGUAUAGAUGAAGUCUUGAAGUUUUCGUAAAGACAUUUAAGGGAUUCAUCUUUUAGAUAUUUAACAACCUAGAUUGCAACAUCUUUCACGUGAGGAGAAAGGUAAGAACCUUGAUAGACCUGAAGACUUUGAAAUAAACCCAUUUUAUUAAAAACGUAUUUCUAAUUAUUAUCAUGAAGUUGGUCAAAUUUCUCGCCAGUAGAGGUUUAUCUUAACUUCAGUUGUUCUGAAUAAAUUAUGUCGUGUAAA